Molecule: messenger RNA, 1599 nt
Organism: Trichophyton benhamiae CBS 112371
Lineage: Eukaryota; Fungi; Ascomycota; Eurotiomycetes; Onygenales; Arthrodermataceae
Exons: 1
Coding region: 1-1599 (532 amino acids)
Molecular function (GO): guanyl-nucleotide exchange factor activity
Source: RefSeq, a predicted model, not a curated record
AUGGCUUCCGCGGCGAGCUCCUGCGCGAGCCUUCCGCUUGAGCAGCUCGCUCUUUACCACGCGGUCGACCCGGUCCUGUCUUCGAUAUUUGUCUUCCAUGGGCCUGCAACCACGGCCAACUCAACCCUCAAUAGCUCGCGCAUCCAAGUCCAUAUUUUCGCUGCAGAUGGCCUACAAAGCUAUCCGCGCAUCACUGUAUCGCCGGCUGCUCCCCUGUAUGCGGCUGUAAACCACCUACCACGCGAAAGGCAGGGUGACGAAGUCUACCGAGGGCUGGCAGUCUGUUUAUUUAAGUACUUCUCGGAGAUUCCAGAUUCCGUGAAAAGUGAGCUGGUUGCGCUCGCACAUCCAGGGAGACCAAGCUCCAAACCACUGCAGUUCUUUGAUGAGCUGCAUGCAGCAGAUCUCGCAGAUAAGAUGGAAAAAGUGGAGAAUCCAGCAGCAGUGGUUCGCGACCUGAAAGAUGCGUUCGCGGAUAGGGUUGUUCCAUGGGUUGACAUUGAUUUAAUUGUACCUACGGGCACUAUAACGGUCCCAAUGUCACCGGGUGAAUCGUCACGCCAGUCACUGCUAGGAUAUAGUGAAUCAGGCAUCGAGUCGCCUAUCCAUGAGAAGUUUGCUGACCGGUUCGGUAAACUUGCACCACUAGUAGAUUCUCUGGGUGAACCUAUCUUUUUACCUACCUCAAAGUUGCGCCGAGCUCCGUCGAAACCUUCUAACCUCAGCAAGUCUAAGUUGUUUUCCACUACUCAAAAAGAAGCCCUUCGGCUUUCCAUGUGCGAGUUUGUCGAUACGGAAGAAAGAUAUGUUCAUAAAAUGUAUGACCUCGUCCACAAUGUUGCGCAUGAAUUUUGCCAAAAAGCGAGGGCGAAAGCACCGACGAGUACAAGUCCAGAUGAAUCAGCGUUAGCCAAGCUGUUUCCACCUUGCCUUAACGAGAUACUUGAAGUGAAUAUGGGAUUUCUGGAUGCUAUACGCCUUGUCCUCGAGGAAACAGAGAAAGAUGCCCUAGAAGACCUAUCCCAAGAUACCAUGCUUGACCCAUCAACUUUCCCUCGUGACCCAACAACUGGCCGACGAAAUGAUCUUUUGGGCGCAAUUGCUUUCGCCCAAUGCUUGCUUGACUGGCUUCCGCGUUUCUCCAAGCCGUAUGGACAAUAUAUGCAUGCCCAUACGGGAUUCUACUCUCUCCUCAAUUCUUUUCUGGGCGAUCAGAAUUCCUCGUUUUCUAAACGGGUCUAUGAGACUGGAGAGCAGCGGAUGCGUUCGUUACUUAUGGAGCCAAUCCAGCGUCUUCCACGAUACAGCCUCUUAAUUGAUACUAUGACUGCAUCUCUUCCAUCAAUGCACCCAGCUGUGAAGUCGUUUCUAAAGGCGCGCGAUACGGUCACAGAAAUAUGUUCACUAGACUCAUAUUCGGCUUCUGAUCAUUCCCAGACUUUGAUACACUUGCGAAGGAUAGUCCAUGAGUGGCCAGAAUCUGUAGCGCCAGCUGGCCGUUUAAUUACCGCUGUUGACGUGUAUACCCUCCUACCCCCUUUCCGAUCAGGCUCGUCAGGCCACAAGAGGUCAACCAGGCAUAUUGUUGCUCUUUGCUGA